Messenger RNA from Ciona intestinalis (vase tunicate), 3157 nucleotides. The record is from RefSeq and is a predicted model, not a curated record. Lineage: Eukaryota; Metazoa; Chordata; Ascidiacea; Phlebobranchia; Cionidae.
UUUAUCAGAAAACUAUGUUAGGUGUUAUUAAUAGUUUAUUAAAUUAAUAAUAUUUCCCAAAUAAACCUUUUUUUUAUUUUUGUCUGAUGCGUUGAUCUUGUGUUUUAUCGUAAAGUAUUUUAAGUUUAUGAGACGUUUUGAUAUGUUUUAUAUAGCAUUGGCCGACGCGAUAGGUAGGUUCUGCGAGGACGCCGCAGAGUCACAGGCGCCGAGCAAACAAUCAUGGUAAUAAAAGCUUCAUAAAAUAUUUAAAGUGGUGCCGAGGCUGUGAGGGCCGAAAUACAAUUAUGCAUGAUCCUCGGCAAAGGUAUUCGGGCGCCACCAUCUGCGUGAAAAACGAUGGAAAGCAACGUGUGGCUUGUUAUUGAGGAUAUCGAUUUAAAACACAACGCUUUUGGUACCGCGCCGGCACCGGUGUUUAGUGUACAGGGUAAUACAUCGUUUACGCCUAUCAGUUUACGUUAGAGUUACCGGUUGCUAAUUUGAUGUAUAAUGUUGUGUUAUAAAUAAAAGUGUCAGUUUUAAUGCUAUUUUUGGGUGAUUGAUUUAGACAUGAUGUAUUAUGCGAGUACAAAGUGACAGGAUGUACAAAUAUAUCGUGUGAUAGGUGUACCAGAAGGUGUAAUAUGUCGCUUAUCUCCGUUGUAUAUGAAAGCAAAUAGCAUAAUCCUAUGCGCUUUAAACAAUGAAUAUUCAUAAAAUGAUCUGACGUAGAUCAUAAGGGUUCAGAGCGAUUACACGGAAAUUUAAUCUAGCCCGCGUCUUGUACGGUAAACUAUCGUCUUUUUUCCACGGAUCCCUAAUCUGCCGCAGCGUAAUAACCGUCCGUACAAGAACAGAAUUCAAUUCAUUCUCGUAUUUCAGUCUGGUAGCAGUUGCGUGUUAGAAAAAUGUGGUCCCAACUGAAAGAAAGCGUCCAGGGACACGCGUCAAGCAUGCUUAAGGAUAUAUCUGGAAAAUUCGUAACUUCAGACAACGGAGAAGGCUGCAGUGAACAACAUUGGCAACGGAACGCAAUGAAAAAUGUCGUGACACCCAAAAGUAUUCCACAGUUUACCCUCCCGCCUUUACUAACUUAUGAAGCAACGCAAUCAACAAAGGACGAAGACCAAGCGAAAGUGAAACAACCGACAAAACAAGCCGUGCAAGAAACCAAAGAAUCAAACACAAGUCCUGCAAUGCACCUUAAAAAGGAACAAUCUUUCGUUACUCCUUCGCGCAGAGUAAUAGAUUCAAAGAAAAAGCGAUUUGACAAUCAGAAUCAACAGCCUGGUCUCUCCUUGUCCCAUCUUCUUUCCACCAAGUCUGGAUUCUCAACUCUGACAGAAAGUCCAAACACAAGAAGAAAAGAAUCUUUAUUUCUCUCACCUUCCCCAACUUACCAUCUUAGCGAAAUCCCGACAGACACAAGAAGCGUUGAUCAUUCGAGUUCAGAUUCAGACAUGAGUAGAAAUAUGUCGCCUUCUUCGUCCCCGCAUUUGGAUAAAUUACGUCAUAGAAGGCUACUUGGCAGAACCACAUUGGAUACUGACAGUUCUUCGGCGCAAUCUACACCGUUUGCAUCACCUGCCCAGCAUCGUAAACUCUCGGCGAAACAACACAGCGAGCCGACAGGACGCUGCGGCGGCGCUGGCGGCAUUGCUGAUGCGAUGAAAAAUGGGAACCGAAAUAAACAAGAGACUUCCAGUCAGCCGAAGGCGAAAAACAGCCAGGAAACGCAAUGCGUCGGUAACACGGUGAAACGAAGCCACAGCGCAUCGAGUAUUCUCACAAAUUCGACAGCUCGUGACUCCUCGUGCAAACAGAGCGACCCUGAAAGUAACCCACGAAUACACGUCAUCGUGACGUAUCUACCCUCUCAAGAAAAGCUGAACGUAUCGAUUCUGGAAGGCGAAAAUUUCGACGAAGGGAGGCUUGUUUAUUUAAAGUUGUCUUUGCUUCCACGACAUUAUGGGAGCCGACGGACCGACCCAAUUAAGAUGACGGCAAGAAGAGCGGAUAUAAAAGAGAGGUUUUCAUUCGACCAAGUACAAAAUGAUGACGUACCUCACAUGACGUUAGAGAUCUCGUCAAAAGAAAAACUCAGCCGACUGCGUCAUGCCAACGUAGUAGGGAAGUGUGUGUUAACUCUGUGUGACAUCGACCUAAGCACAUCUAAUGACAUAUGGUUAGAUUUGAAAGCCCCCGCCGUUGCGGAGCUUCCCCACCUACAACUCUCUUUAUGCUACCAUGCAAUGUUGGGUUUCGUAACCGUAGAAGUAAUUGCAGCUCGUAACAUCCCUAAAGGAAGCCUGGGUCGAUCGCAAGAUUGCUACGUCGUUUUGGCCGAGGAACCACCUAGCGGUAAAUCUGCAAAAAAGCAAACCAAAAUUUCUCACCGAAAUCAAGACCCAGUGUUUCAAGAAUCGUUUAUAUUUUCCAUGCCGAACGACCAGCUUGUUAUAUUAGCCACGCUAUUCGUUAAGGACAAAGUUAAGGGCAAUUGGGUAUCGUGUGGGCAAGUGAAAUUGGGCCAAGCGGUCAGUACGUGGAGCGGACAGUUGCAAUGGGCUCAAGCUCUUGACAGGGAGGGGCAACCUGUCACAUUUUGGCACUUAUUGAGUUUACCUUUUUAGCGUCCAACGCUAUAGCUUUACUUCAAAUAGUUUCAGAGUAUAGGCUAUAAUGCACACCAUACACAAAUCACAUACCGACGUUUUAUUAUUAUUUUGGCCGUCGCACUGCCCCUUUAUUUGCCGCAAGUGUUUAAAGCUAGGUGCUGUUUAUAACAUCCAAAUUUCAUAUCUCAAUCCAGUUCCGAUUAAAAUUCCAUAUUUUGCGGUUAAUUUUGCUGAUACACGUCCUUUAUCAUUUAGUGCGUUAAAUACGCGACUGACGCAAUUAAACGCUCCAUACGUUUUAUUUUAUUUGACUUGCUGGUCUUAUGUCGAUUAACUAGUAACUGUGCAAUUUUUUUCAUGUUUAUUGUAUCGAUUAGAAAUAGUUGUAGGGUAAAUGCGUGCUACCUUAGUCAACGAAAUUACUGUCGUGAACAUUUUAUGGCAAUCGAUUAUCUAUGAUUUAGGGCGACAACGUUUUACUCUUACGAAAUCUGUGCUUUAUUUGUAAUAGUAUUUCAAAAACAGUGUUAAAAAUAAAGACGCUAGAAUACCGUAAA